UGAAAAAGUAAAAAGUUAUAUCUACCAGCUGAUUAAAGCAAUUCAUUGGUGUCAUAAAAAUGAUAUUGUUCAUAGAGAUAUUAAGCCAGAAAAUCUUCUAAUAAGCCACAAUGAUAUUUUGAAAUUGUGUGACUUUGACAGAAUCUUCAAAGCUAAAAACAAACUACUUGCAUCAUUAAAAAUAUACUCUGAGAACUUCCAUGGAGGACAGUGGUGAAAUCCUCUGCAUAUUGCCACUGGUUCACUGCCAACACAUGCAUGUUGCACAUCAAAAGCACGCUGCAUGUGCAUGCAUGAACAAUGCGCACCAAAUGUACACUGCAUGCACAUGCGCAGUGCACACCAAAUGUGCACUUCGUGCAGAAAAAGGAGGCUUAACAAGGUAAGUAGAACAGCGAGGGGGGGAACAGCUGUGCCAUGUGAUUUAGAUUCACUAGAAAGCAGGAUUUCCUGCUUUCUAGCGAAUAUAAAUCGUGCGGCACAGCUGAUCGUUGGAAAUACCGGUUCAGAUGAACAAGUAGCUUUUUUUAACUACUGGUUCACCUGAACCAGUAGCUUUUAUCACUACUGGUUCGCCUGAACCUGUGCGAACCAAUAGCAUUUCACCCCUGAUGGAGGAACUGUCUUGACCCUUUAUCUCCCAACCAAAUUAUCUAAACUUUGUUCUCUAUUGUUCCUUUGGAAUGCAGACCCUCUUUCUUGGGAAUCCAAAACACAUUCCAUCAUGUCAUCUCAGACUGCUAUCUGGAUAUCAUAAUUCAGUGUUCUAAACAGUAGUGUUCUAUUGGUUAGCAAUAUUUUUGUUAUUACUGGGAAAUGCAAUUUUACUGAUAUUAAAAUUAAUAUUUGUAUAGGUACUCCUUGACUUAUAACCACAAUUGGGACUGGAAUUUCCAUUGUAAGUCAUUGCAAUCAUAAGGCAAGUCAGAUCCAAUUUUACAAAAAAAUUUACAGCGGUUGUUAAGCAAAUCGCCAUGAUCAUUAAUCAAAUCAUGCAAUUAUUAAGUAAAUCCAGUUUUCCCAGUGGAAAUUUGCAAAUUGCAAUCACAUUACUGCAGGAUACUGCAACAGAUUGUAAAUGCAAGCCAGUUGCCAAGUACCCAAAUUGUGACUACAUGACCAUGGGUCAUAAAUGUGAUCACAGGUCAAAUCACUUUUCUGUUAUAACUUUAAGCCAUUAUUAAAUGGUAAUACGUCAAGGACUACCUGUAUAACUAGAACACAAGAAAUCUAUUUAUAUUCUUAGUAUUUUUCCUAGAGUCUUAGAGUGCUGAUCCCAUUGGGGGUAGGUCAGUCAAAAAUUCAAAAAAUUGUGAAAUGCUUCAGUAAAAGAGAUAAUUAAUGGCAGAGAAACUUAGCAUAUUUUUCAGAGUAUAAGACGUACCGGAAUAUAAGAUGCACCUUAAUUUUUGGGGAGGAAAAUAGGGGAAAAAAAUUCUGCCUACCAGGCUAGCGUCCUUAGCUUGGUCAGCUUCAGUAUUAGUUCGCUUGCUGGUUUUGAGGUUGAGGAUGGUUGGGGCUAAAAAACAUCUCCCAAAGCACAGCUGAUCGAUAAAGGGAGCAGCAAUUAGAAAAGUAGGUAGAACAUGGAAGAUCACUUCACUCGCGUUGGGGCUGAAAAACAGCUUCAAAAGCACAGCUGAUUGUCAGAGGGAGCUCCAGUGAAUAAAGCAGGCAAAGUACGGAAGGGGUAAGAGAAGGCAGCAGCUGUUCCGGGUAGCCAUUUUGGGCACUGCGCAUCACGUUUUCAGCCUCCAAACAUAUUGCGUUUUUGGGCAGUGAUCAGCGGCAAUGUGCUUUGGCAAUCCCUGCAGCCUUGAGGGAUUGGAGGCUGAAAACACGAUGCAUGGAGCCCAAAAACACAAGCCAUUUAAGUUGCAUAUCCAAUGAAGUUAUUAUUCUGUCCAAAGAACUAGAUGAGUGACGGCUAACCUUUUCCGAUUGAGUGCCCAAAGUGCACGUGCACGCCCGAACCCCAAAAUGCAGUGUACAUGCACCCCCUGCGCAUGCACAUGCAGCCCCCUGAAUGUGCCCUGCCCUCCCCCCAUGUGCAGCAGAGACCCUAAGACCAGCUGUCUGGCAGGAGGCGUGCGGCAAAGCUGAACUGGAGCGAUGGCUCACAUGCCCACAGAGAGGCCGCUGCGUACCACUUCUGGCACGUGUGCCAUAGGUUCGCCAUCAUGGAACUAGACAUUGAUACACAUAUAGUUUUGUAUAAUGUGCAAAAAAGUUUCUAUGUUUUUUGUUGCUUAAAUUGAAAUUAUUGGAUUUGGAAACUUUAAUAUUUCAUUUCAUUAAUGUACCUGAAUGUAUAUGGUGAUAUAUAAAGUAACCUUCAAGUACAAAUGAAUUUUGCAUUUCCUUUUAAUAUUUAAUUUCAAAUGGUCACGGUUUUUUUCUGGUUAAUAAAUAUGUUAUAAUGUUUUAUUCUUUCUAAUCUUUUAAAAACCUUAUCCAUACAUGGAAUUUCAGGAUUAAAAAGACAAUACAUUACUGAAUUACCAAUAUGUUAAGAUCACUUUAAUAUUAUUUUAAUGAAGGUUUUGCACGGAAUUUGUCAGAAGGUAGCAAUGCGAACUAUACAGAAUAUGUUGCCACAAGAUGGUAUCGUUCUCCUGAACUCUUGCUAGGGGCCCCUUAUGGCAAGUCUGUAGAUAUGUGGUCAGUAGGCUGUAUUCUGGGGGAACUUAGUGAUGGGCAGCCACUGUUUCCUGGUGAAAGUGAAAUUGAUCAACUUUUUACAAUUCAGAAGGUAUUAGGACCACUUCCUGCAGAACAAAUGAAGCUUUUCUACAGCAAUCCCCGUUUCCAUGGCCUACGGUUUCCUGCAGUCAACCAUCCACAAUCAUUGGAAAGGAGAUAUUUGGGAAUUUUAAGUGGUUUUUUACUUGAUCUUAUGAAGAACUUGCUGAAACUGGAUCCAGCUGACCGAUACUUAACAGAACAGUGUCUGAACCAUCCAUCAUUUCAAACUCAGAGGAUGUUAGAUCGUUCACCUUCACGGUCAACUAAAAGAAAGCCUUACCAUGGAGAUAGCAACACUUUAACUAACAGAAAUCAAUCUGGCAAAGGUACUGCUGUGCAGUCUCAUCACAGAUCAAACAGCAAAGAAUUACAGAAUGUGGGACUGCAAAGAGAAGAUGCCCUUUCAACAAAUGAAAGCUUUUUAAAUGGAAAUCUCCCUGUAAACUCUCACAGUCCAAUGCUGUCAAAAAAGACAAACAAUACUCCUUCAUCUGGAAGUAAAGAUCUAGCUAAUAACAACAUACCACAUCUUCUCAGUCCAAAGGAAGUAAAGACAAAAACUGAAUUUGAUUUUAAUUCAGAAGCCAAAACUUCAGAUGCUCCUGGUACUAAAUACCUGAAGUCAAAUUCCAGAUCACAGCAUAAUCGUCAUUCAUUUAUGGAAGGUUCACAGAACAAAACUGGCACACUACAACUGGGUGAAAGGCAUAGCCGUCACAGUUAUAUUGAUACUAUUCCACAAGCUUCAAAGAGCCCCUCAUAUCGCACCAAAUCAAAAAGUCAUGGAGCUCUGACUGAUUCCAAAUCUGUGGGUAAUUUGUCUGAAGCUAGAAUUCAAGUUUCAGAAUCAAAUAGCAGUAGGUAUUUUCCAUCCAGCUGUUUGGAUUUAAACUCUCCUACUACACCAACACCUGCUCGUCAUGCUGACAGUAGAACUUUGCUCAGUCCUUCUGGGAGAAAUAACAGAAGUGAUGGUACACUGGAAUCACGAAGACCAUCUACAAGACAUUCCAAAACAAUGGAUGAGUUAAAAUUGCCGGAUCACAUGGAUGGAAGCCAGUUACAUUCUGCAUCUGCUCCUCAUGAAUCUUUUUCUUAUGGUUUAGGCUACACAAGUCCUUUUUCUUCACAGCAGCGCCCUCAUAGACAUUCUAUGUAUGUGAGCCGGGACAGAGUGAGGACAAAGGGCUCAGAGGGUGGCUUAAGCGUAGGGCAAGGGAUGGCAGCCAGAGCAAACAGCCUGCAACUGUUAUCUCCACAGGUGCAACAUAAAUCUCUUACAAGAUCUGUUGGCUCUUCACGUGAAGAUUGCACAGAAGAUUCCAAUAGGGGUGGAACAUAUCGUGAUCAACACCCAGAGGAUGGAGCCUCCACAAAAGAAAAUAGACUUCUGUAUAAUGAUUCUGUACCUAGAAGAGUUGGUAGUUUUUACAGAGUCCCAUCUCCACGCCCAGAAGGAACAUUUCUAGACAAUAGUGCCUCAAACAGAAUACCUGCAUUGCCUGCAGAAAGCAGUAAUGUAACAAGCCAUUCAAAGAGACAAACUGCUUUUGAUUCCUGCUCGCACAAGCAUGAAGCCGUAAGUACCAGCCAGAAGAUGAUGAGUGAGAUCUCAUUGAAACGUCACCAAGAUGCUCUCAACCUUACACGGAAAAGUCCUGAAGAUACUCAUUCUGAACAACUAAAGGAAAAAGAAAAACAAAGUUUUUUCAGGGCAAUAAAAAAGAAAAAGAAGAAAUCUCAGUCAACAGAAUCUACCAAGAUGGAGAAUCCAAGCAUCAAGAAAUCUCUCUUUCCUCUUUUUAUUUCAAAGAAUCAUUUAAAGCAUAGCUCUUCUUUGAAAAAGAAUCCUAUAGUCACUCUACCUAUGAUGCCUGGAAGCGAAAGUCAGGAUCUUUUGGCAAUACAAAAAGCUAUUCACACAUCUAAUCAUCCAGCCAGCAGGCAGAAGGACUGGCAUUCUGAAAAGAUGACAGAAAUCCAAGGACAUAGUCAGCCUCUAAAAUCUUUACGAAAGCUGUUACAUCUCUCUUCCUCCUCCUCAAACCAUUCAAUUCCUUCUGAAGCCCGAUUCCAGCCUUUACCAAAUCAGCCAGCUAAAACCUCUUUUUCUGAAGUUCGAAUUCAUCCUAUGAGUCAAGCUUCCACUACCAGCAACAACCACCUACGCCAAGAAUCUCAAUCAAAAGGCAGAGCAGCCCUCCAGAUCACAAGCCAGAUGGAACCAAGCUGGCACGUAUCCCCAGGGAACAGAAGUGCCAGUGAGACAUCAUCAUACUCAGAUCAGAUAGCUUCAAAAAGUGGGCAAAAUGGGCAUACGUAUAACCGAACAAACCGAUCUCGAAUGCCAAAUCUGAAUGAUUUAAAGGAGACAGCUUUGUAAUUGUAUCCAAGAAAGUGAUAUUACAGGGGCUGAUUGAGGGAUAUGGUGAUGCCAAUGAUUGGAGUAACGAUUGUAUUUGCAGCUUUACAAAAGAGUGUGCAAUAUGGAAUAUGUGUAGCUACUACUACCACAUCAGUAGGGAUUGUAUAGCGAAAUGAACUUUAUAAAUUGCCAUUCACACAUUAUAAUAGCAAAAGAAUGUGCAAUUCAGGGAGAACUAACUAUUUGCCCCUUUCUCUCAGCUUACAUUCCAGCUUAAUCUGCACAUUUGUCUGAAAACUAUUUUGGCACUUUGGGGAAUUUUAAAAAAAUAUUUAAAUGUAUGCCCUUUUUAAAAACAUUGCUGCCUAAAUUUAAAAAAAAACUAAAUAGGGUUUAUGUGAUAUAUUUGUAUCCUUAGUAUGGUUUAAAGUUUUAGUUUAUUUGUUUUUAAAACUUCCAUAUUUGAUAAGAUUUGUAAUAUUUAUUAUCUAAUACCUUAUUGUUAUAUCACAUUUUAUGUUAUAACAUUAUUUGUAGCUGUAUGGAACAUUGUGAUGAAGUGAAAACAGCUAUAGUGGUUUCUACAAAAAUUAACAUUUAUUACAUCAGGAAUAUUUUAUUAUAAAAAUAUAUAUGUGUAUGUGCGUAUGUGUAUGUGACUAUAUAUAUUUAUAUAAUAAAUAAUUGUUUUUUUUAAAGAUAUUCACUUAAAGUAUCAUUAUGACACUAUCUGCCAUAUUUUUAUACUUUUGUGAUAUUAAGUGCAGUAUUAUGCUUAACAAUAAAUAAGAACUAAAUACGUAUUGAAGUAUAACAAUAUGAUUUUUACUCCCAUCCUAGAUGGAGUGUUAUGGGCCAUAUCCACUGCUGAUCUUCUGCUGAUGAGAGGUUCAUGAUCCAAUAAAAGGAAUCAAGUGUGCUAUGUUGCUUCUCCUUGUGGCUCUCGUCCCUACCCUUCCUCCUUUUUCUGCUAAUAAAAGCUUUUAAACUCAAAGAACCUUCUGUCAGUUGAACAACAACACUGAAUACAUCCCAUUAUAAUGCCACAAGUAAAACAAUGGUUUUAAGAUUUGCGUAGACAGUUUGAUUGGGGUAAUAGAUUAAAAGCUAAAAACAUAAAAUAUGAACAAUAGUGUUGCUUCCCCUAAAUGUAUAUAUAGCUUUCCCAUUCGUAUCAAUGUGAAAUAAGCGUUUGCAUAAUGGAGGUAGACAUCUAAUGUGCUCGCAAUCUUCUACCCAGGAAAACCGACUCAUACCAAGAAAUUAAAACAGAUGCUCUUCCAUUUAAUACAUGAGGUGAAGACCAAAGAACCACAGCAAGAGAUGCCAGUAGCAAACCAAAGUUGGCAUGACACAGCACUAUAAAUCAUGGUGUAAUGUUUUAACUUAACAUGGUCUCUACACUUUGUUUGGAAUAGUAUUAAACAGAAAGUAAGAUACAAUACAGAAGUGUAAGAGAGACUGUUGCACUUCCAUUUUGCUUCUAAAGUUUUAUAAAAAGAUAAUAUUGAUAUUUAAGGGAAAAAUCAUUUCUAAUGAAAUUUAAUCCCCUCAUAUCACUUAUAAGAAUAGUUCUGUGAACAUGUUUCACUCACCCAGUGUGUAUGAUAUUCUCUAAUUUCUUAUCAAAUCUUAGGAAUUUUUAAAAUGGACUUCUAAAUCUAGCUAUUUAUUUGCUUAUAAGAAAUACUCAGGAAAUUACUUGGAAAUUAUUUUUCAUUCAGUAUGGAGUUGGUCAGUGAAAAAAGAAUGAAGACAAUAGUGUCAGAACAAUACAUUUUAACUCUCAAAUGUAUACAAUAUAUUAUUGAAUCAACUCCAUAAAAAAUUGAUCUGGACAGUAUAUAAUUGGUGAUACUACUAAUAGAUAACACAGAUGAAUAAAAAGAUGUAAUCUGGUAAAUUUAUGUAUUUUUUUUUAAUUAUUACCGUUUCCCCCAGAAUAAGAUAUCCCCUGAUAAUAAGCCCAAUCAGGCUUUUAAGCACAUGACAAUAAGGCCAAGCGCUUAUUUCAGGGUUCAAAAAAAUAUAAGACAGGGUCUUAUUUUUGGGGAAACAUGGAAUAUUUCAAAGUUUUGAACACAGUAGUUACUCUGUUAGAUAAUCUAAAAUUUUCAGUGGUGAUUGUUGCCGUAUAGAAAAUAGGCAUUAUAAUAAUAUAUAAAAUUCAUGGCUAAUAUGUGUGGAAAACACAGGGCAGACUAUGACAGGGUGACUCAGGCAGUCAAUUAUGUUUGUUUAAUUCAUAGGAUGUCUUUUGUAAUUUAAUACACAGUCACCUCCGGUGUAUGUUCCCAAUGUUUCUGGUUGCAUAGCUGCAUUUUCCAGAAAAAUAAUUCCAGACUCAAAUAGUGCUGUUUGAAUGUGGCAAAUAGUUUUUAUUUGGCUUGUAUGUAAUUUACAGAGUAAUACUUCUUACUUUGCUAGUAUUUUGCACAAUUUAUAAGACUACUUAUAACUCUCUUGAUUCAUAGAUGUCUAACAGAAAACAUUUAGUAGUAAAUUAGAUAUACUAGAGAAUUGCUAUUUGUACUACUAGAUGUUUCAGGUAAGAAUACCCUUUUUAAGCUUAAACUUGAGAAUGUGUGAAUUUUAUUUUUUGGGUGUUCCAUAAAGAAAAUUAAUUCUUUUAGUAAUGUGUACAUUCAGAUCUGUUAAUAGAAAGAACAUUUCAAAGGUCUUGCACUAUACUUAAUUUAUGUAUCCAAGCUUUGUAAUUAUAUGUUAAACUUGAAAAUAUACAAAGAUGCCUCCUCCCCCCCCAAAAAAACCCUUCUUAUUGGUUAAUGGAGAUUUCUUAACAUUAUAAGAAGAGCAAAGCUUAUUAUGCAUUCAGCUAUGAUUAAGUGUGAGCUUUUUUCUUCGCUGAGAUUACAUAAGUACAAUGCUGUUCUCUGUACUUUUAUAAGAAUAGUGCAGGUAGUUUAGGUGAUUUGUGUUCUGAUAGUAUUGAAGGAGCAAAAGAAUCUAUUAUAGUUAUGUAUACUAAUAACUGCACACUCUUCCCUGGAAGGUUUGUUGUAUAUUUUCUUUUUCUAGAAAAAAAACGUUUGCACGUAAUUUAUUCAGAGCAGAUUUUAAAAAUGCCAAAAAGCUUUACUUAAUAAUUUUGCAAAAGUUCCCUUUUGCCAAUGAACUAUAUGGAAGCAUGGCUGAACAGAUUUUUGAAAGUAGAAUUCUACUUUCUGAAUCCUGUGUACACUAUUAAGAAGUUUUUCAUAAUAUUUCAUAUAUUUUCUAGUAUAAACAAUAUUUUUCAAAAGAUUAUUUUCCAUCCCUUAAUCUCAUUUUCAUUACAUUUUGAGUAAUUAAUAAGUUCGUAAAGGAAUUACCAUGGGAUGGACACUUUUGCCAUUCCCUGAAAAACAGUAGCUUUAACCUGGGUUGAAUUUUACAACUCAGUCCAGAAGGGUUGAUGGUUUCACAUGCUUAACAUAUUUUAUAUUUAAUUUUAUAUAUCACAAGGCUUCCCAUUUCUCUGUUUCUAAAUUCUCAGAUAUACUGAGCUCAGCUUUCCCUUUAUUUCCAUAGAAAUUUUGGAAAACUAAGGUAAGUUGCAUCCUUACAGAGAAAAAUAUUUAAUAUUUCAUGUAAUUUUUAAAAUAAAACUCCUUUUUAUUUCACAUUCAUUCUCUUUUCUAUUUCCCAUUUUUCUCUACCAUAUCACCCAAAAAAAUAGUAUUUCAUAAUCCACACUGGUAACUGUUUCCCCAUUGCCUUAAAUACAUUCAGCUUUUAUUUUUAUGCUGCAUAUUUCAAUUACAAUUGACACUUCAGUUGAAUUUUGUUUCAAAAAUAAUUUAAAAUAAGAUAGGAGGAAUAAAUGUUUUAAAAAAUUCCUUAUUUAUAAAACAAUUUAAAUUUGCAAAAGGAAUUGACAGAAAAAGUAUUUAUUUGGAAAUAAUUUAGCAUAUAUGAUAUAAGUGAGAAAAAAAAUGACCUGACUAAACAUUCUUAAUUAAGAAUAUGACAAUGAGGUUUUUUUUUGUUUUUUGCUUUUACUUGUUUGUGGUGUUUGCUGUAAAUAAUGUUAUGUUUGGUAUUAAGAAACUGCUUUAAUGCAGUGAAUUUCCUCCGAAGUGUACUUUAUGCCAUAUAUAUAUAUAUAUAUAUAUAUACACAUAUACACACACAUACACAUACACAUACACAUAUAUACAUACAUAUAUAUACAUAUACAUAUACAAACAUAUAUAUAUAUAUAUAU
Ahaetulla prasina is the source of this 9317-nucleotide messenger RNA. It is a transcript of the gene CDKL5, whose product is annotated as cyclin dependent kinase like 5. The transcript has 14 exons. NCBI's taxonomy places the organism in Eukaryota, Metazoa, Chordata, Lepidosauria, Squamata, Colubridae. Gene Ontology annotation, molecular function: MAP kinase activity; ATP binding. The record is from RefSeq and is a predicted model, not a curated record. The coding region runs from base 2657 to 5128 and encodes 823 amino acids. Gene Ontology annotation, biological process: regulation of dendrite development; positive regulation of axon extension; intracellular signal transduction. Gene Ontology annotation, cellular component: nucleus; dendrite cytoplasm.